AACAGAUAUUGACGUCAUACGAAGAGUGCAGAUGGAUCAAUACGGUCGACAGAAGUUUUAACUAUCUGGAGUGCGGAUAAAUUUUUACUGAGAGUCGUAUAGGAAUCUAUAAUCUAGUACUUUCCAAAAUACGCCGAGAGUAUUCCUGAUGGUGAAACGAGCGUUGCUUCAUCGAACGCAGCUAAAGAAAACAACAUCUAUGUAGUUGGUGGUACGAUGCCUGAAAUAGAGGGCGAUAAAUUGUACAAUACCUGUACUAUUUGGGGUCCCGAUGGAACUUUGAUAGCAAAACACCGAAAGGUACAUCUAUUCGACAUCGACAUUCCUAAUAAGAUUACUUUUCGAGAGAGUGAUUCACUCAGUCCUGGUAACUCCCUAACGACGUUCGAUGUGAAGGGCUGCAAAAUAGGUAUUGGCAUUUGCUAUGAUAUUAGAUUCGAGGAAAUGGCACGCAUUUAUCGGAACAAAGGUUGCCAAAUGCUGAUAUAUCCAGCGGCAUUCAAUAUGACCACUGGACCACUGCACUGGUCAUUACUUCAGCGUUUCAGAGCGAAUGAUAAUCAAUUAUACGUUGCCUGCAUAUCACCGGCUCGUGUUCCUUAAGCAAGUUACGUCGCAUGGGGACAUACACAGUUGACCAAUCCCUGGGGAAAGAUUCUUUACGAUUUGGAAACUCAAGAGAAUAUGGCAGUCACCGAUAUCAAAAAAAAAAAAAAAAAAAAAAAAAAAAAAAAAAAAAAAAAAAAAAAAAAAAAAAAAAAAAAAAAAACUGGCGAACCGUGUGUUACCACAACG
This is a messenger RNA of Bombus huntii, 795 nucleotides long. RefSeq names its product omega-amidase NIT2-A-like. Gene Ontology annotation, biological process: oxaloacetate metabolic process; L-glutamine metabolic process. Gene Ontology annotation, molecular function: omega-amidase activity. The coding region runs from base 217 to 603 and encodes 128 amino acids. The record is from RefSeq and is a predicted model, not a curated record. The transcript is spliced from 4 exons. Gene Ontology annotation, cellular component: mitochondrion. NCBI's taxonomy places the organism in Eukaryota, Metazoa, Arthropoda, Insecta, Hymenoptera, Apidae.